AUGCGGACGUACCUCGCGGGCAUUUUCCUCGAUAUUCCCGAGCGGACGCUGGUUCGCGGGCUGGAAGAUGCGACCGCGGCCGCACAAGCGUUGCGUCCAUCGACGCCGUGCGCGCCACGGGUCUUUGACGGCGCAUCGUGGGCGGAGCUCAGCGAUCCAAUCCCGGCCGCCACCCAGAACGCUCUGAUGGGCUCGUAUGUGGCGACGAUUUCGACCGAGUAUUAUCGCAACGCGACCAUCUCGCGCGGCGAGAGCGGUGAUCUCGUGCUGCAAUACGGUGCCUACACGGCGCCGGUGUAUUUUGCACGCAACUCGACGACGACGUUGCUUUGGGCGACGGAUGCCAUCUCCAUCGGCGGUCCGACGUUUGGUGUCGAGGGGCUCAACACGUCGUCGCCAACGAUUCUUGUGGACGUCCCGUUCACCAAGGUCUAGGCGACUCGAUGAUAUAGCUCCAAUAGGAAGCAUAUUCAAGAUAAUAAAGUCCUUUGGCUAUCCA
Molecule: messenger RNA, 499 nt
Organism: Saprolegnia diclina VS20
Lineage: Eukaryota; Oomycota; Saprolegniomycetes; Saprolegniales; Saprolegniaceae
Exons: 1
Coding region: 1-435 (144 amino acids)
Source: RefSeq, a predicted model, not a curated record